This is a messenger RNA of Thunnus maccoyii (southern bluefin tuna), 3878 nucleotides long. It is a transcript of the gene rtel1, whose product is annotated as regulator of telomere elongation helicase 1. The record is from RefSeq and is a predicted model, not a curated record. Gene Ontology annotation, cellular component: nucleus. Gene Ontology annotation, biological process: DNA recombination; negative regulation of t-circle formation; DNA replication. The transcript is spliced from 33 exons. Gene Ontology annotation, molecular function: DNA polymerase binding; DNA helicase activity; ATP binding. The coding region runs from base 121 to 3657 and encodes 1178 amino acids. Lineage: Eukaryota; Metazoa; Chordata; Actinopteri; Scombriformes; Scombridae.
AGCUGUCUGUUUACCUGUUACUUUUUCUUAAGUGUUUGACAGUUAACCCGGAGCUCAGAGACAGUUUGUCAGAGUGAAGAUAGUUAAAUGCUGCUGUUGACGAGCUGAGCUCAGAGACUCAUGAUGCCUUCACUGUCUCUGAACGGAGUGACGGUGAAUUUCCCCUUCCCUCCGUAUGACUGUCAGAAGGACUACAUGCAGAAAGUGCUUCAGUGUCUUCAGGAGAGGGUCAAUGGGGUCCUGGAGAGUCCCACAGGUACUGGUAAAACCCUGUGCCUGCUGUGUGCCACCCUGGCCUGGAGGGAAAACUUCAAGGACACCAUCUCUGCCCGCAAGAUAGCACAGAGGCUGGGCGGGGAGGAGAUGUUCCCCGACACACCCCUGUCAUCCUGGGGGACAGCUGCUACUGACGGGGACACGCCAACCUUUUACACCGACAUUCCCAAGAUCAUAUAUGCAUCCAGGACGCACUCCCAGCUCACGCAGGUUGUCAAUGAGUUAAAGAACACGUCAUACAGACCUAAGGUGUGUGUGUUGGGAUCAAGAGAGCAGCUGUGUAUCAACCCAGAAGUGAUGCGUCAGGACAGCAAUCAUGUCAAGGUUCACAUGUGCAGAGCAAAGGUCUCGACCAGGUCAUGUGUCUACUACAAUAAUGUUGACGAGAAAAGCACUGACAGAGACUUGACGAAUUCUAUCCUUGACAUGGAAGACCUGGUCAAGUUUGGCAACAAAAACAGGGUCUGCCCUUACUACCUCUCCCGGUCCAUGAAAACGCAGGCAGAUGUGAUUUUCAUGCCGUACAACUACCUGCUGGAUCCAAAGAGCCGCAGAGCGCACAAUAUUGAGCUGAAUGGAGCUGUUGUUAUCUUUGAUGAGGCUCACAACGUGGAGAAGACGUGUGAAGAGUCCACAUCAUUUGACCUGACUCCCUAUGAUAUAGCCUCAGCCAUCAGCGCUGUGGACAGACUGCUGGUGGAGCAGGCUAAAGAAGCCAGCAGCAGAGACUCUAUCUCUCAAGACUUCAACGUGGAGUCCCUCAACUCUGGUUUAAAAAUAGAAAUAGACACCAUCGCAAAAAUCAAGCAGAUUCUGCUGGAUCUGGAGGCUGCCAUCGAUUCCUACGAGCUUCCAAGUGACAAAGGCAUCACAAAACCUGGAAUCUUCAUCUAUGAGCUGUUAGAGAGAGCCCACCUGACCUACAGCAGCAAGACGGCCGUCUAUGAAGCUCUGGAUCAGAUCACUGGAUACUUAGCAGGACAGUCUGGAAUAUUCCUCAAUACAAGUGGACUGCAGAAGCUGUCUGAUAUCAUACAGUUGGUGUUCUGUGGUGAACCAUCAGAAAAGGACAGACAGCAGCAGAUGCAGUCCAACACGGCUCAUUUUAAGGUUCAUAUCCAUCAGGACACCAGCCAUCACAAGAAAAAACAGAACACCGAUGUGUGGGGGCCCUCCAUGUCAAAGAAACAAGGCAACAUUCUGAGUUACUGGUGCUUCUCUCCUGGCUUCAGCAUGCAGGACCUGGUCAAUCAAGGUGUUCGCUGCAUCAUUCUGACCAGCGGGACUCUGUCUCCUCUGUCCUCCUUCACCUCUGAGAUGAGGAUAAAAUUCCCUGUGAGUCUGGAGAACAGCCAUGUGAUAGAGCGGGACCAGAUCUUUGUUAGCGUUGUUGAACAGGGUCCAGAUGAUGUGCGGUUAAGUUCAGCAUUUGAUAGAAGGUUUGUUCCUGAAAACAUGUCAUCGUUGGGCAGCACUGUUGCCAACCUGAGCCGCGUCGUCCCUCAUGGUCUCUUGGUGUUUUUCCCCUCCUUCUUCUUAAUGGAAAAAAACCUGGAGUUCUGGAGAGCUAACGGACAUGCAGAUCGCAUUGAGAAAAUAAAGCCGAUGUUUGUUGAACCCAAAGGAAAGAGCAACUUUACUGAGGUGAUUGAUGGUUACUACAACAAAGUCAAUGAUCCAGCAUCCAGAGGAGGAAGUUUCUUUGCUGUCUGUCGAGGGAAGGCUAGUGAGGGUCUGGAUUUUGCAAACACCUUUGGUCGUGGUGUUAUCAUCACCGGCCUUCCCUUCCCCCCGAAGAUGGACCCUCGAGUCAUCUUGAAAAUGCAGUUCUUGGAUGAGAUGAACCGGAAGAAACCUCCUGGUGUAAAGUACCUGUCGGGGCAGGAGUGGUACAGGCAGCAGGCUUUCAGAGCGGUGAAUCAGGCCAUCGGCAGAGUCAUUCGCCACAAAGACGACUAUGGAGCCAUCUUCCUGUGUGAUCAGAGGUUUAAAAGUACAGAUGCUCGAGCUAAUCUGCCGUCGUGGGUCAGGCCUUACGUUCGUGUGUAUGACAACUUUGGGAACAUCGUCCGAGACGUCUCUCAGUUCUUCAGGGUCGCACAGAAAAUGAGACCCGUCGUAGAGAAGAAGGCGGCCUCAGAGAGCUGUGGAGCCGCAUGUUUACCAGACACUCAGUCCUCUGGCUUCACGUCCUGCUCCUCCUACCAAAGCUCCCAGACCCAGAAGGCCAAGGCGCUGGACGCCCACACUCCCAGUCUGAAGAGGAGGAGACUCAACGACCACACUGGAGCUCCGGGGAUGAGCAAGAUCUGUAUAGAGUACGAGUGUGAGGUUCAGGAGAGUCACAGGAGACCAGCCAACCUGCUGGACGCCCUGGAGCAGGGUGACCAUCGCUGUGGAGACGAAGAUGAUGCUGCUGUGGGAGAGGAGAAGGCCGACCGUUUGUCGACGAUGUCUCUUCAAUAUGACAAGAAGGUGGAUGAUGAACUGAGAGGAGGAAAACGUAAAAUCAAACUGGUCCAAGAACAGAGAACGACUGCAUCACAGGUUUUGUCUGAGGAAAAUAAAGCCAGCAAGGCAAAGACGUUCCUGGCAGAGAUGAAGAAGUCACUGAGCCAGGUCAACUUUGAGCGAGUUGUCCAGGCCCUGCAGACCUACAAGAAGACUGACAACCUGGACCUCCUGCUGACGGAGACAGCGGUCCUGACUGAAGACUCUAAUACUCACAGUCUGCUCUGGGGCUUCUACCAGUUUGUACGACCGCACCACAAGAAAAGGUUUGAUGAGAAAUGUCAGGAGCUGACUGGACGCGGCUGUGGAUACAAACCAGAUCACUCGCUGUCCAAGGACGAGAAGAAAGCCCUGAUGCUGCACAGCGCAACAGAUGGAAAACCCAAAGUGGUUCUAACAUCUACUGGAACAUCUGGCUGCAGUCAGCUGAAUACACAGCAGCUCAAUCAAGGAGGACACCACCUGAACCAUCAAGGUCUAAGAGAAACUCAGACUGGUUCUGCUCCAAAGACUGAAGUCCACGGUGUCUUUCUGGCUGACGUGAAAAAAGCUCUCAAAGCAGAAAAAUCAGCUCAGCUCUUUCAGGCCAUUCGUAGCUAUAAGAUGACGGACAACUAUGAAAACCUGGUGACCACAGUGGUGAGCUUGUUCACAGAGAAAGACGAGGACUUCAACCUUCUCGUCAGGUUUGGCAUGUUCAUUCGUCCUCAUCAUAAGAAGCAGUACAAAGAGAUGUUGGCUGCUCUGGGAGGUCAGCCAGCUGAAGUUCUUGCUGUGAGUGAAGACCAGCAAACAAACGCUUCAUCAUCACCUUCUCUGAAGACACAAAGCAAGAUUUCCAGUUUUUUCUCAAGCAGCCAGAGAAAGUAGGAUCUGAGUUACAGGAACGUUGUGUGUAUGUUUCCGUUCAAACAGCUCGUAAACUUGCUGCUAACAAACCCUGAACUGUGCGGGCUCUGCUCUGGUGCAGUAACCUGGUAACUCUAAAUAAAGCCGGAUCUGUAUUUAACUACUGUCAUGGAAACUGGUCAAAUGUAAUAUUGAAUUAAAAUGUUUUUAUAUUUUUAAGCUAAUUAAAUUCAUAAAACCUA